AUGGAGUGGGAAGUUCUGUACAUCCAUUUGGAGAGAGAGAAAUGGAAAUUAGAGACAUUCAACUCAGGAGUUCCAGCCCAUGAAGUGGUGAGGUACAAAAUCGAUGACGACCUCAACGCGAACUCAAAUAACCAGAAGGACCAGCGAAUUAUUUCCGGCCGCACUCCUGUUUUUCCGCAACAAAUCUUCUCCCUCGAGAGCAUGAUUGCGGCACUCCCAAUUACUAAGGAGCUCCUCUUCUCUAUUUCAAGCCUGAAAAGGACCACCCUUUUGCUAACAAUUGUGUGGGAACAACCGAUCUGGGGUUGGGUUAUCAUCAAUUACGCGAAUUAUGGCCUGCAAUUCUUCCUCCCCGAUGGUACUGUCUACACUGAGAUCCGCACCUAUUUCACUGACCAGCUCUUCCCGAAUAACACAGACCUACGCCAACUCGUCUCCGAAACCUCUCCGGUCGGUUUCGGACAGCCGCUGGUUCCGAUGUGGAUGGAUUCCUCUGCUCCCUUCGACGAAGCAAAUAAGAACUUCCGACUAGCAGCUACGCUCGUUGACCCCUUCACUCCAAUCCAUGCAUACACGCCUAUUCUCCCCAUCGCGUCACUUAAAUUACCUUCAUGGACUAUCCAGAAUGCAUGUCAGAAAGUGACUGCGUUCUUCCACCUCGGCCCGAUAUUGAUGACGAGCGAUGUGCCAACGAAGUAUCGGGGGAAUUUCCAGGCGAAACAGGUCAUUGACCCGAGCGAAUUGGCAAAGCCCGUUUCGGAUGGGCGGACGGCGAAGUUGCCAAUUAGUUACAAGGCGCUCUGGAGAUGGUUGCAGCCUUAUGAUAAGGUGUCCCAAGGCACCAUCUUCGAUGGCUAUGCUUUAGGAGAAGACGACGGGAAGCGCUGA
Messenger RNA from Hyaloscypha bicolor E, 888 nucleotides. RefSeq lists its product as uncharacterized. Lineage: Eukaryota; Fungi; Ascomycota; Leotiomycetes; Helotiales; Hyaloscyphaceae. The transcript is spliced from 4 exons. Bases 1 to 888 code for a protein of 295 amino acids. The record is from RefSeq and is a predicted model, not a curated record.